GCUCCGGCUGGACCUCCUGGGGGCUCCUUGGCAGGAGGGGAGACGACAGGGGUUGCAGGCGGAGCAAUGCUCAGUUCCACCGUGCUGGGCGCUGUGGUAGCCGCGCUGGUGGCUUCAAUGCUACUGUUGCAGCGUGGGGACGAGGGGUCCGGGGCUGCCCCCAGCAUGGCGGACAAGGAAACACUGCUGAAGCUUCGGGAAGACUUCAAGAUGCAGAAUAAAUCCGUCUUUAUUUUGGGCGCCAGCGGGGAAACCGGCAAAGUACUUUUAAAAGAAAUCCUGGGACAGAACCUGUUUUCCAAAGUAACGCUCAUUGGUCGGAGGAAGCUCACAUUUGAGGAGGAAGCUUAUAAAAAUGUGAAUCAAGAGGUGGUGGAUUUCGAAAAGCUGGAUGAGUACGCCCCUGCCUUUCAAGGUCACGAUGUUGGAUUCUGCUGCCUGGGUACCACCAGGAGAAAAGCCGGAGCGGAUGGAUUUGUCCGUGUCGACCGAGAUUAUGUGCUGAAGUCUGCAGAGCUGGCGAAAGCAGGAGGGUGCAAACAUUUCAACUUGCUGUCCUCCAGGGGGGCCGAUAAGUCCAGCAGUUUCUUAUACUUACAAGUAAAGGGAGAAGUGGAAGCCAAGGUUGAAGAAUUAAAGUUUGAUCGAUUGUCAGUGUUCCGGCCAGGAGUCCUGCUGUGUGACAGGCAAGAGUCUCGUCCAGGCGAAUGGCUGGCUAGGAAAUUCUUCGGCUCUCUGCCAGACUCUUGGGCCAGCGGGUACGCUGUGCCUGUGGUGACGGUGGUUAGAGCGAUGCUGAACAACCUGGUGAGUCCCGGCAGUGGACAAAUGGAACUUCUGGAAAAUAAGGCCAUCCUCCACCUGGGGAAAGACAGUGAUGGACCCAAACCGUGACCAUGCCGGAGGACGUUCGUGAAAACCUCAGUGCCUGUCACCAAAUCAGUUAUUUUGGGGUCUAUAAAAAGACUCUUUGUGGUCCUUGGUGGUAUCCCUCUCCUCAGACAUGCAGCUCCAUCAGGAAAUGGCAGUGCCCCACAUCAGUUAUUGAGAGUCCCGUUGUUCAUGUAAGUCACCCAGGAAGCUUCUGGGGAACAGGUUUAUAUCACAUGCCUAUACUUUGUAGAUUGCAAACAGGAAUCUCCGGAGGUGCGGUGCCUCUGGUUCUCUGGUUGUAAGACCAACUUUGAAGCACUCCUACAGAGCCAUCUGAGCAGAGGGGCCCUGGCACUCCAGGCAGGUGAGCGAUGCUCAAGCUUGUUACCAGUCUGGUCUCCUAGUGGCACGGUGCUGAUGGUGCAUGUGGCUGAGUGAACACUGUGCCUCGACUCUGUGUCAACACAGAGGCCGUUAAACAAGCUUCUGUAGUUCACUGAGGAAUAAAAAUAAAUGGAGAAACCCUG
Messenger RNA from Rattus rattus (black rat), 1400 nucleotides. It is a transcript of the gene Htatip2, whose product is annotated as HIV-1 Tat interactive protein 2. Gene Ontology annotation, biological process: import into nucleus. Bases 67 to 894 code for a protein of 275 amino acids. Lineage: Eukaryota; Metazoa; Chordata; Mammalia; Rodentia; Muridae. Gene Ontology annotation, cellular component: cytoplasm. The transcript is spliced from 6 exons. The record is from RefSeq and is a predicted model, not a curated record.